AUACAUGAACCAUGUAAUAAUAAACUUUAACAGGAGAAGGAAAAGAAAAAAAAAAAUAGGAAAAAGGAAAAAAAAGGAAAGAAGAACAAAUAGUUUUGAUAAUUCCAGAUCUCAGACGGAACCUCUUUCUCAGGUUUUCUAAAUCUUAUAUCUGUUCAAAGUUUUCUCUGUCUCCCUAUUCGUCAUCACCACGCCAAAUCAAUAGCCUUCAGGUUUUGGAAAUUUAAGCUUGGGUGAGAUCCCAGUGAAACGUUUUUGAGGAAAAAGUUUUGAUCUUGAUAUAUAUGAGGUAGGAGGGAGGAAGAAAGAUGAUGGGCCAGAAGUUUUGUGUGAACGAAGAAGACAAGGGUGUGUUAGAGUCUGUGUUGGGUGCAGAGGCUGUUGCGUUUUUCAUUUCAGCACUUUCCAAUAACGUCUUUUCCAGCGUUGUUGCUCCUUCUGUCGGUGCUGAGCCGUCCCACCGACAGAGGUUGUGCCAGCUUGUUGAGGGUUCCAAGUGGAACUAUGCAGUGUUCUGGCAAGUUGCUGGUUUGAAAUCUGGUGGUUCUGCCUUGAUUUGGGGUGAUGGGCAUUGCAGUGAUGCCAAAGGGAAGAGGAGUGGAAUUGGGAAGGAGGAUGAGCAGGAGUUGAGAAAGAUGGUGCUGCAGAAGCUUGAUGCCUGCUUUGGUGGGUAUGUGUCGAAAGAGGCUAAUUAUGCAAGACUGGAUAGGUUGUCUGAUUUGCUCAUGUUUUACUUAUCCUCAAUGUGUUAUAUAUUCGGUUUUGAUUCGCCAUGUGGCCCUGGGAGUUCAUUCAAAUCUGGUAAAUUGAUUUGGACAUCUGAUGCUGCUGGUUGUUUAAAUCAAUUGGAAUCUAGAUCAUUUCUAGGGAAAGUGGCUGGUCUUCAAACUGUUGCUUUUGUUCCUCUGAAAUCUGGGGUGGUGGAGCUUGGUUCGAAUGAAGUGGUGUCUGAAGAGCAGGGUUUUGUGGAGAUGGUCAAGACAGCAUUUGGGGAAUCCAGUCCGGGACAAACUAAGGUGUUUCCGAAGAUUUUUGGGCACGAGCUAAGCCUGGGGGAUACAAAAUCGCAGUCUAUAACCAUUAGUUUCUCCCCAAAGGUGGAAGAUGAUCCUGGUUUUACUUCAGACUCUUUUGAAGUUCAAGCACUGGGGGUGAACCAUGCUUAUGGAAAUUCUUCCAAUGGAACUUUAGGGGACAGUAGUGAAGGGAAGAUGUUCCCUCAAUUGAAUCAAAUGAUGGGGGGGAAUUUUAAUGCUCAAGCAAGGGUUCCUUGUCUGGAUCUCGGUAAUGAAGACACGUCCUCAAUUCAUGCAGAUGAGCGUAAGCCCAGAAAAAGAGGUAGAAAACCUGCCAAUGGGAGAGAGGAACCACUGAAUCAUGUUGAAGCAGAGAGACAAAGACGUGAGAAGCUUAACCAGAGGUUCUACGCCUUAAGAGCUGUUGUCCCCAAUAUAUCUAAAAUGGACAAGGCAUCUUUGCUUGGUGAUGCCAUUACCUUCAUUACUGAUCUCCAGAUGAAGAUCAAAGUAUUGGAAGCUGAGAAGAACAUGAUUAACAACAAGGACCAGAGGUUAUCCUUGCCAGAUAUGGAUUUUCAGGAAAGAGAGGAUGACACAGUUGUGACAGUGAGAUGCCCUUUAGAUACUCACCCUGUUUCUGAUGUUGUUAAAACUUUCAGGGAGCAUCAAAUUGUGGCUCAAGACACUAAUGUUUCUACUACAGAUGAUAAAAUCAUUCAUACAUUCUCCAUAAGAACUGAGGGAGGGGAGGCUGCUGCCAUACAGUUGAAAGAAAAGCUUGAAGCGGCCCUAUCCAAAAAUUGUCCAUGAGAUCAUAUUUACGUAGCAUCUCAAUGAUGCUCUUUAAGUCUUCUUAGAAUUACUCUCUGUUUGUCUUAUAGGCUGACAUAUGAUUGUUCUUAGUGUUAUUUGUUACUUGUAAUCUGUUUUAAAAUGUGUUCACAUCAUCAUCCAUAACCUUAAUUAUGUACCUAAGUUGAUUAGUAGUUGAAUUUCAGUUGAUGGAUAAUCUAAGUUGAACUAUAUUUUCUAUAACCAUGAAUCUAAGUGAAAAAAAAAAUGCCAUAA
This is a messenger RNA of Vigna unguiculata (cowpea), 2087 nucleotides long. RefSeq names its product basic helix-loop-helix (bHLH) DNA-binding superfamily protein. The record is from RefSeq and is a predicted model, not a curated record. Gene Ontology annotation, molecular function: transcription cis-regulatory region binding; DNA-binding transcription factor activity; protein dimerization activity. NCBI's taxonomy places the organism in Eukaryota, Viridiplantae, Streptophyta, Magnoliopsida, Fabales, Fabaceae. Gene Ontology annotation, cellular component: nucleus. Gene Ontology annotation, biological process: regulation of DNA-templated transcription.